Scylla paramamosain (green mud crab) is the source of this 9125-nucleotide messenger RNA. It is a transcript of the gene Rab14, whose product is annotated as ras-related protein Rab-14. Gene Ontology annotation, biological process: Golgi to endosome transport; defense response to bacterium; phagosome maturation. Gene Ontology annotation, cellular component: recycling endosome; Golgi apparatus; phagocytic vesicle. The transcript is spliced from 7 exons. The record is from RefSeq and is a predicted model, not a curated record. Lineage: Eukaryota; Metazoa; Arthropoda; Malacostraca; Decapoda; Portunidae. Gene Ontology annotation, molecular function: GTP binding; GTPase activity. Bases 167 to 814 code for a protein of 215 amino acids.
AAACAGUGGACAGUCACGAGGGAGGGAGGGAGGCACAUCGACCACUCUCGCCUGGCCAAGUUUACACAGUUUACACAUCGCCAUAUUGAGGGGGCAGAGUAGCUGUCAUGAAUUAGAGCUUUUUUCUAUCGAUUCACGCCUUCCACGCCUUGCAUAUCAGAUCAAAAUGUCUGCAGGACCAUACAAUUACUCAUAUAUCUUCAAAUAUAUUAUUAUUGGGGACAUGGGCGUAGGAAAAUCAUGUCUCCUUCAUCAGUUUACAGAAAAGAAAUUCAUGGCGGAUUGUCCACACACCAUCGGGGUUGAGUUUGGCACCAGGAUAAUUGAAGUAGCUGGCCAGAAGAUCAAAUUACAGAUAUGGGACACAGCAGGCCAGGAAAGGUUCAGGGCAGUCACCAGGUCCUACUAUCGGGGAGCAGCUGGAGCCCUUAUGGUUUAUGAUAUCACCAGGAGGUCCACCUACAACCACCUGAGUUCCUGGUUGACAGAUGCACGUAACCUCACGAACCCUAACACAGUUAUAUUCCUUAUUGGCAACAAAGCAGAUUUGGAUGCACAGAGAGAUGUUACAUAUGAAGAAGCCAAACAGUUUGCAGAGGAAAAUGGAUUGAUGUUUGUUGAAGCUAGUGCAAAAACAGGUGAAAAUGUAGAAGAAGCUUUCUUGGAGACUGCUAAGAAGAUCUACCAGAAUAUUCAGGAUGGCAGCUUGGACUUGAAUGCUGCUGAAUCUGGGGUCCAGCACAAGCCAACCCAACCAGGCAGAACCAACCUCAGCAAUGACUCACAAUCUAGUCGUGACAACUGUUCCUGCUAAACUGUGGUGACCCUUUACCUCUGUUGUGGUGUGUACUGUUGUGUACUGAACUAAAUUGAUUUUUCUCUUUAUUUAAAAGGACAUUUGAUUUUAUCUUCAAAAGUACCUUUGAUUUAUCUUCAAGAUGUCUUGUGUAGAACUGAGUUAGUGGCAGAGAAAAAAUAUAAUUUUGAAAUUAUUUUUUUCUAAAACUCCUUUAGUACAACUGGUACAACCUUGUGUUUGACACAGUGAGUGUUGAAGAAAGCCUCUAAAGCUCUUCUGAUAAACAUUGAAGAAAGAAAAUAUUUCACUAAUUAGAUUUCACACUGGGUUCAAAGAAAGUGGUUUUGGCAAUCCAGACAUUUUCAAUACUGAACAACAAUUUGACAUAUAUUGCCUUUCUUCAGAAGUGAUGAUUUAAGUAACCACUUAGUGCCAUAAAAUGGCUGAACAAAAAUGGGCUGCAGGUCAGACAAGAUUUCAAAAGUAAAAAAGGAAAGAAAAUGCAGAUUUAGGGAAAAGUUAACAAAAUCUACUCAUUAAAUAUAUUAAUCACACUUUCAACUAAACAAUAAUUUAAUAUAUAUAUAUAUAUAUAUAUAUAUAUAUAUAUAUAUAUAUAUAUAUAUAUAUAUAUAUAUAUAUAUAUAUAUAUAUAUAUAUAUAUAUAUUAUAGAGGUUUCUGUACCACCAGUCUUGAAAAGGUAAGUUUUUGCAGUGUAUUUGUGUGUAUUUAUUUUGUGCACACCAGAUAUACUUGUAUAGAGAAUACAUACAUAUAUUACUAUGUUCAUAUCUUACUAGCCUUUAUUAUAUUUAUUGUGGGGUUUUGGCAGAGCUGUAAUAUUUGCAGGAUUGCAACAAUAUUUGCCAUGUAUGACAGCAUUCAUAUGUUUCAUGUGACAAUGAUGGACACCCCCAUGUCAUAACCCCCUUGUAAAUAACCUUGUUUAGUCACUCUCUGACUUGACUGUAUUAUAGUUCAAUGUGACAUUGCUGAGAGAAACCACAUCAGUGAUCCAUGUAUAAGAAUCUUUAUAGAGACUCAUGCACAUACACUUCCUUAAUGUUAAAAAUGAAUGUUGGAAAUAUAUAAACUUUUUUUUUUAUAUGCAGUCACAGUACCAUGUCUUCUAUAUUAUACUGCAUUUUGUUAUCACAUUGAAUGCAGUGUGAUUGUUUACAUGAUGUAUGCAGUCCAAGGCAGGUGGCCUGAGCUUAACCUUUACCAUAGGCAAGCUGGUGAUGGAGACUCACUCCAAACCUUUUUUUUUUCCUCUGGUCCUCCAUGCCACCUGGACACAUUACAGAAGUACAUAAAAUACAUCAACCUUGUGCUGCGUUCCUUUGCUAUUUUUAUUGAUAUGUGCAUAACAACCUUGUCUAGAAAGGAAUGUAGUAAAUUUUUGUCAUGGGCAGCUUAAUGUUAAUUGCGUUCAGAUUCUGGUUCCAUCUUGUGAAUGGAAUUAUACUGAUGAGUAACACUCCAUGUGUAUAUUUGAUUAAUUAACUUUUUUUUAUUUUUUAAGUAAAUGGUGUUAGUUUUUUUUUCUUUUUUUUCUAAGAAACAAUAUUAUACAGAUGUUUUUUAAUGACUAAGGAAAUGUGCUGAAAGGUACAGUCACCUAUAUAGAGUAUUGUCACAGUUUUCAGAAAGUUUGGCCUGGUGGUUAUACAAGCAUUCAUUGGUGAUUGUAGUAGUGUUUUCAAUGUGCAUACAUGUGUGUAUUCUUUGAAAUAUUCUAUUAUGAUAUUACUAAAUAUAGUAUAGUAUAUUAUCUUAAAACACUUGAUAGGUGAUAAAUGAACAUUGCAACACAUUCAGUACAGAAUACCCACCAAAAACAUGCCAGACAACUACCUACUUCAGCCUAGUAUAACAAGACGUUUCUUGAGUUGAUGGUCUGUUACACAUAUUAGUUGAUAGCACUUGUGAUCAAGCAUCUAAUGGUAUGUGUUCAGUCUCUCUAAGAUCACUUUUUUUUAAUGGGUUAAAAUUCCUGAAUACUGAUUGAAUCUUUAUGAAAUACUAUAAAGCAUUUGCACAUGUUAAGUGCCAAUUUAGAUAUGACAUUCAGCUAUAUACAUAUAAAGAAUACAUGACUCAUACCAAUUUCAACAGAACCUGCUGAGUGGUUGUGGAGAAGCCAUAUGUGAGACACCUUUCCACUUUUUGUAAGUUACCCACCAACUCCAGAAGUGAUGGAACUUCUAUCACAUAAAACUAAAUGAGUUGUGCUAUUACAUAGUAUGAAUAUUAUUGUGAUCAGCCUCGUAGUGCCGGAGAUAUAAACCAGUUAUUGUGGGAUGGGCCUCCCACAUUAAAGAUGCCCUCCACCUGAACAUAACUUAUGUCCACUCUCCACAUAUUAAUUUAAGUAUAAUCAUAUAAAGCAAUUCUAGAACUGUGAUUAUGAAUGUUUAACUGAAGUCUAACCAAAUAGUCAGACUGACUUUUACCAAAGUCCCCAGAAAUGAGAGCCAGACAAACAUUUAUCUAUCUUUAUUUAUAUGAUUCAUCAAGUGUUUAUACACUAAUCAUAUAAUAACUGCAAAGUAAUUAUUAUCAUAUAUUAUAUUAUAUUAUCAUAAUAUACAAUUAUAAGAAUAGAAUAUAUAGUAAUAUAUCAUACCUCAACAGCUGAGCUUCACAUUUGAUGAUGUGAUCAAGUGAAUGUUUGUGUUGGUCACAUUUGCACUUUUUUGUAAUAAAUUAAAUGUUUUUUGUCUUAGAAAUGUUUGCUUUUUAUUGUCUUGGACUUUGCCAAAUAAUCAUUGCACAUUUCAUAACAUUCAAUUGUACUAAGAACAGCUUAGUAUUGUUCUUGACUAAAACUCAAAGAAAGGAUGAAUUCUGUGUCAGAAAGUUUUGACAGGGCUUAAGGAAUACAUUAUUCUUAAAGUGUUAUGAUCAUCAACAAAUUAUAAAUUUCUGUCUUUAAAUUCAAAUAAAGUCUAUCUGUAAUAACAGUCACAGCAGCAGUAUUAUUUUAAUAAAUUGUGAUGAAGGGCUGCUGUAACAUAGGAUGCAGAAUGAAACUUAUUGGAUGGAGUGACAACACUUUGUAUAGGUGAUUGUAUGUAAUAAUCAAGUCUUUAACAUGAAUGCAAAUGAAUUUUAGAUUUUCAUAAUUCUGAGUUUUCUACAGUUUUGGCCAAAACUAAUUACCUUAACCUCUCAGAAUGAGACAUAAUUAAUUGAGUUCAAUUUUUAUCAUAGGAAUAUAUUCUCAUGUAUUUGUAUCCCAUUGUGAAAUGUGUUUGCCUCUUUUUACAGGUAAAUUGUUGCUUCCCAGGGAAGCAAGGAGCCAGUGACACAUUGUAUGGGUGUUUGAUAAGUAAUUAACUAUAAUUAUUAAUUGCUUUCUGCUUAUGAAUGACAGGUGAUAUCUGAAUGAAAAUGGAGUGUCCUAUAACUUAUAAUUGAAUUUUAUAUCAACUAUGUGAAGAACACAGAAAUUAACAGUGUGAAAGUUAAGGCAUAUUGGAUGCAGGAUGUGUUGAGAAUGUUUGUUCAUUUUGUGGAUGUGAGUAGUGUUCAUAUCUGGAUUGUUCUGUGUCUUGAGUAACUGAUAUCUUUAAAGGCUGGAAAAAUAUCUCAGAUGUAUUGCAACUUCAACCCUUUCAAUACUUUAUGAUGUUUAAGAUAUACUAAAAUGAGUCUGUCUUUUUGAGGAAGGUAGGAAAGAGCACUAAAAGUUUGAAAUGACACUUGUAACCUCACCAGUCUUAUUCAUAGGAUCCCCAAAUUUUAUAUUUAUACCUUUGGGUUAUGUGAAUUGGUUCUAAUACCUUCACUGCAUUUGAAGUGACAUAUUAAUAUGCUGAGGCACCAGCACAUAGUAGUAGCAUCCUUUUUCUUUUUAUAUUUUUUCUGAAGGAGCAAAUUCUUUUUACACAUUGGAAAAAAAUGAGGGAAAAUAUAGCAACCUAUUCAAAUUUCUAAGAACUGCAAUGUUGUGAGACAUAUUUCAUGUAUUGACUCAUAGUGUGUAAUCUGUGAAAGAAAAUUCAUGUGCAUGACCUGAUAGGACAUGAAAUAGGAAUACUUGGGAGGUGUCUGUUAGAUUCUUUGCUGUGAUGACCUGUAAGAUCACUGCAAGUACUCAUAAUCAGGGCAGUGUGAAAGAUGCCUCAACUUGGCAUAUAUGAGAUACAUAGAUUAUAGAGAACAGUUUGUCUACAGGCUUGAUUUUUAUAUGCAUUAUUGCUGGAUUUUAUUAGUGUUGUAUUGCAUACAGAUUACUACAUAUGAAUUUGAUGUAUAUAGUCGUGCUAUAAGAAAAUAUUUUAUUAUUUUAUUUCCAUAGUUUGGCUAUUCACCACUAAUUGCAUAAUUAUGUCCUCAUUUGUUAUAUAAAUAUUCAGUUUGUUUCCAAGUCAUUAUGGCAUUCAUGGAGAUAGUUUCACUGAAGACAACAUACACAAGGAACAUUGUAGUACUGUAGCCUUCAUAAGGAUAGAAGCACUUUUCUGAAGGACUUUCUCUUUCUUACAUGAAAGGCCUUAGUAGUUGGUCAUACCAGAAUCACAAGUGAAAUGUGAUUUAACUUUCUUUUUUAUCAUCUUUCUCUAUGACAAUGUAGCACUGUCUGAGCCUCAACAUCUGCCAUUUUCUUGAUUUCAGAUAACUUUUCUACCAUGUAAUAAUGAUGUAUUUGUUUGUUGGUAGUGUAAUGAUGUGGAAACCUCUAGUUUGGAUCUGACAGUAGAUUCUAGUUGGGUAUAAUUCCAGAUUUUGAGGAUUAUUAUGCAAUCAAAUUUUAGUUUUAACAGUAAUAACUGAGUCAAUGGCAUACAGAAACAACUCAAGUUAAGUUUUAAAAGUGAAAAGUUGUGACGUAAUGGCAUGUUUCAUGUUUCAAUAUGCAACAUAUUAUGAUUUUUUUUUUUUUUUGACCAGUAUUGCAAUGUUAUUUUGAAGCUUUAAUUUAGCAUGAAUUAUUUACUUUUAUUUAUUUAUUUAUUUUUCUUGACCUAAAGAGUAUAUGCUCAUAUAUAUAUAUAAUAUAUAUAUAUAUAUAUAUAUAUAUAUAUAUAUAUAUAUAUAUAUAUAUAUAUAUAUAUAUAUAUAUAUUCUAACAAUGAACAGGUGCAUACUUAUUGACUAAUAUUGCAAUAUUAUUUGAAUUUUUAUUUUAAUGAUGGAUUGUUUAUUUUGAGCAUUUUAUUUUUUUUUAAAUCAGCUUUCCUCCACCUAGUGCUGUGAAAUGGAGGAGAGUGUGGUGAAUGUGAUGAACCAUAAUAUGUCUUGUGUACCUCCCUGCUGGGGCUGCUGCCUUGCUGCCAUAAGGGCUGGUGUGGGCCUUCUUGCUCAUGUUGCUUGAGAGUGCAGACUAACAGCUGUUUGAAUGAUGUUUUCAUAAAUUAGUGACUUCUAUACCCAAGUGUUUGCAUAAAGACAAUAAGUAUCAGAUCUUAUUUAAUAACAUUUUUAUAGAACUGGUGCUAGAUCAUUCUUUGUAUAACUUAUUCCAUCUUCAGUAUGCUUUUCCCUUUUAUGUUUGUAUGCGAGAGAGAGAGAGAGAGAGAGAGAGAGAGAGAGAGAGAGAGAGAGAGAGAGAGAGAGAGAGAGAGAGAGAGAGAGAGAGAGAGAGAGAGAGAGAGAGAGAGAGAAGGUGUGUGUAUGUGUGUGUGUGUGUGUGUGUUUGCAUGCAUCUUGGCAUGUGUGUGUAGUGCAGUUGUUAGAAAGAUUCCUGGUCUUUCUAUAUUUAUUACUAAAAUUUCUAUUUAUUUCCUUAAACAGUUAUAACUUGUUAAGGGAUUAAUAAAGAGCAGAACCGUGUUAUGGUCAGAGACAUAGUAAGAAUCUUGAUCUUUACAUGCUGCUGUCAGUAACAUUUGUAUUUGAGCAAGAACUGUGAUAUGCUAAUUCUUCUGAGGCAGAAGUAGUGGUAAGCUGGCAGGAGCAUGCAAUACACAGCUGGACUAAAUCCUCAAGAGUCAUUCCUACUACAUAUUUUGUGUAAUUAUGUUUGGUAAAGGGAUUAUCAGUGUCAUAUUUAUAAAUUCAUAAGUUUAAAGCUGCAAGCUUAUUUGUUAUGUAUCUUCAUCUAGAAAUGUCUUGUAUAUUUGUAUUAUAUGACAUUGAUUUUGCUUGGGGAGUAUUUGCAUAAUAUAAUUUUGGACCAGGAUUUUAUGUAUAUUCAAAACAAUUUUGUUAAUUCAGUUUUAUCAUAUCCUGUAACUAAACCAAUGCAUUUUUAUAUGAGCAUAUAGUGGAAAGUAAACCUUUAUUCUAGUUUUGAACUUAUCUACUCUGCCACAAGCUCCCUGUUCUCAUGUUAUCUUUAAAAUUCUUGAAAGUCAUAUGCAUUUCCUGGUUAGUAAUUAUUCUUUUACUCAAAGUGCAAAGCAAGAGGUCAGUGCACAGUAUGAACAUAUUUUUUUUCCUUGUGCUGUUUACAUACUGGCCUCUUCAUGCUAAGUAGCUUGGUUGCUUCCUGAGAUCAUCUGUCUUGGCAGUCCUUGAAGCUUCAGUGUUGUUUAUUUUGUAUAGAUUUUCAUGUUUCAUGCAUAUUUCUGAGAAAGUAAUGAUUAUGUGACCCAUAGUUUUUGGUGAUUCUAAUUUUUUGUUGGACAGCAUGUGUCUUGAACUUAUAUUUAACAAAAAUGGCCAACCAAAGUUGACCAAAUCUAUGACUGGAAACCUGCCUGAAGGGGAGCAGCCACUGCCACAGGUGACUUCUUUGCAAGAAAGAAAAUCGUAGAUAUGCACAUGGCAUCUGGCAUUAACUUGACAGUAUUCAGAAAUUAGAACUUGUAAUCAAUCUGUACUCUGUACCAUUCCCUCACUAUGGUACUCACAAAGUCUUUGCCUGUUCUGUAAAGAUUUGCAGUUUCAUGAAAUGCUUCUGGAUACUGUAUAUGGGUACUUGCAACCCAUCCUCAGCUCAGUCAGUCUGUGGGCCAUAAGAUUUCUCUGUGAGUUUGUAGCUCCCAAUAGAGAUCCAGACAUAACUGUACAUUGUUAUUUUCUGCCUCCAUGGCACUCCUUGGCAGGUCAUCACAUUUUUGAAAGUGGGAAAACCUUUGGAAGUCAAGGAAGGCAGAAAAUAAGGAUGUCUUUUUGAAGUGGUGACUCAUGCUUCUUACUGGUGUAGAAGGAACAUAGUGUGAAAUAAUACAGUUCAUGACUUAAUAGCCCUUUAGCUUUAUACAGUAAGAAAAAAUAUCAUGAAUUCUUGGAGAUAUAUAAAGAAUAGUGGGAGUCACAUUAUGCUACAUUAAAAAUUCAUCACAGUAAGAAAUUAACAAAAUCUAACCCAUGUCAGUAUUUCAAAAUGGCUUUUGUCACUCACAAGUACUCAUUUCUUUGCAAAUUACACUCUGACUUCAGUAAAGCAGAAGCAGAAAUUGAAGAAAAAGUACCAGAAAUAAACUUUUUUUAAUUGGUUCUCUAAUAAUGAUGGUAUGCAACUUUCUUAAGAUGUAUUUAAUUUUAAACCUGAGACAAAAUUUAUAAAUUAGAGAAAAAAUUAGAAUUGCAGUACAUAUAAAUAUAAAGAGAACAAUAAGGAAACUUUUCAUAUAGUUUAUUUAAAAAAUACAAAUGUGUACUUUAAAAUGAAGAUCCUUAAAAUUCAAGGUGAAAGAUGUAAAAAUGGGGAGCAAGAGUAACAAAAUUUAAACAUUAUACAAAUUAAAAUGUCACUAUCUUGAUCUCACACACACAAAAAAAGUCAAGGCAACAGAUUUAAACAUUUACAAAAAUAUAUUAACAAAUUAAUAAAUAAAUAAGAUUACCAACAUGGCGUCCUCUCCCCUGAAGGUGAGUUACUGUCGUACGUCUGGUGAGUCGCGUGGCUAAAACCAUCCACUCGGGGUGGCAUUGUGAUCCACAAGUUACGAGUCUCAUCUAGAACAUUUAUUUAUUGUUUGUUCUACAAACUGUACAAGAGGGAUCUCUUUUAUAUACAGUUCUUCAAUUAUUCAUGCCCUGAACAAGAAUAUAUUUCUCCAUGAAGACUGAUUAGUUUCUUUUUAUUAAGUGACUAUUUUCCUGUUUACAUUUGCAAACUCAGCUCAUCAUUACAAUAUAGUAUCCACCUUGGAUCUGUCAUUUUGCUGUUGUAUGUUCUGUUUCCCAAAUAUCUGCAUGCAUCUGUUAAUAAUGACUUCAGAAUUUUAAGCAAGUCGUUCCUCUUCCAUUAAUCAGUUGCUAAGGGAAGACAUAUGACUGCAUACUUUAUCAAAUCAGAGCAAUGGCUUACCUUUCAUUUCAGAUACAAACACGAAACUGAGAUAAGCUUAUGUUGUUGUCUAUAGUGUAAGAUUUGUGUACAAAAAAAAAAAUAGAAUGAUAGUAAUAAAUUUGUACAAGUGUAAA